Elephantulus edwardii (Cape elephant shrew) is the source of this 2673-nucleotide messenger RNA. RefSeq names its product major vault protein (gene MVP). The coding region runs from base 4 to 2673 and encodes 889 amino acids. Gene Ontology annotation, cellular component: nucleus; cytoplasm. The record is from RefSeq and is a predicted model, not a curated record. Lineage: Eukaryota; Metazoa; Chordata; Mammalia; Macroscelidea; Macroscelididae. The transcript is spliced from 14 exons.
ACCAUGGCAACAGAAGAGUCCAUCAUCCGCAUCCCUCCCUACUACUACAUCCAUGUCCUGGACCAGAACAGCAAUGUAUCCCGUGUGGAAGUCGGGCCGAAGACCUACAUCCGGCAGGACAAUGAGAGGAUACUAUUUGCCCCCGUGCCCAUGGUGACUGUCCCUCCACGCCACUACUGCACAGUGGCCAACCCUGUAGCUCGAGAUGCCCAGGACUCAGUGCUGUUUGACAUCACUGGGCAAGUACGGCUGCGCCAUGCUGACCUGGAGAUCCGGCUGGCCCAAGAGCCCUUUCCCUUAUACCCAGGGGAGGUGUUGGAAAAGGACAUCACCCCGCUGCAGGUGGUGCUGCCCAACACCGCCCUCCACCUUAAGGCGUUGCUGGAUUUCGAGGAUGAGAAUGGAGACAAGGUGGUGGCAGGCGAUGAGUGGCUCUUUGAAGGACCUGGCACAUACAUCCCCCAGAAGGAGGUGGAGGUCGUGGAGAUCAUUCAGGCCACAGUCAUCAGGCAGAACCAGGCCCUGCGGUUGAGAGCCCGCAAGGAGUGCAGAGACCGCGAUGGCAAGGAAAGAGUGACAGGAGAAGAAUGGCUGGUCCGGUCUGUGGGUGCAUACCUGCCAGCAGUGUUUGAGGAGGUUCUCGACUUGGUGAAUGCUGUGGUCCUCACAGAAAAGAUAGCCUUGCACCUCAGGGCUCGGCAGACCUUCCGGGACUUUAGGGGUGUGACCCGCAGAACUGGAGAGGAAUGGCUGGUGACCGUGCAGGACACAGAGGCCCACGUGCCAGAUGUCCAUGAGGAGGUGCUGGGGAUCGUGCCCAUCACCACCCUGGGCCGCCACAACUACUGUGUGAUUCUCGACCCUGUGGGACCAGAUGGCAAGAACCAGCUUGGGCAGAAGCGUGUUAUCAAGGGAGAGAAGUCUUUCUUCCUACAGCCAGGCGAGAGGCUGGAGCAAGGCAUCCAGAACGUGUAUGUGCUGUCGGAGCAGGAGGGACUGCUGCUGAGGGCCCUGCAGCCCGUGGAGGAAGGGGAGGAUGAGGAGAAGGGGGCCCACCAGGCGGGGGACCGCUGGCUUAUCAGAGGGCCGCUGGAGUACGUGCCGUCUGCCAAGGUGCAGGUGGUGGAAGUGCGUCAGGCCAUCCCUUUGGAUGAGAAUGAGGGCAUCUACGUGCAGGACAUCAAGACUGGAAAGGUGCGCUCUGUGAUUGGAAGCACCUACAUGCUCACAGAGGAUGAAGUCCUGUGGGAGAAGGAGCUGCCUCCUGGAGUGGAGGAGCUGCUCAACAAGGGGCAGGACCCCUUGGCGGACAGGGGGGAGACGCGGGUGACGAAGCCCCUUCAGCCAUCGGUCCCCCGGAACAAGACCCGGGUGGUCAGCUACCGUGUCCCUCACAACGCUGCGGUGCAGGUGUAUGACUACAGAGAGAAGAGAGCUCGCGUGGUCUUUGGGCCUGAGUUGGUGUCACUGGGACCGGAGGAGCAGUUCACAGUGCUGUCUCUCUCGGCCGGCCGGCCCAAGCGUCCCCACUCCCGCCGUGCUCUCUGCCUGCUCCUGGGGCCUGAUUUCUUCACAGACCUCAUCACCAUUGAAACGGCAGACCACGCGAGGCUGCAGCUCCAGCUUGCGUACAACUGGUAUUUUGAGGUGACUAACCGGAAUGACCCCCAAGAGACAGCCAAGCUCUUCUCAGUACCCGACUUUGUGGGGGACGCGUGCAAGGCCAUUGCAUCCCGGGUGCGAGGGGCCGUGGCCUCUGUCACCUUUGAUGACUUCCACAAGAACUCAGCCCGCAUCAUUCGCGCUUCUGUCUUUGGCUUUGAGACUGUGGAGGGCAGGGAGCCCAGCAGUGCCGCUCUUCUCAAGCCCCGAGACCGGGCCGUCUUCCCUCAAAAUGGACUGGUGGUCAGCAGCGUGGAUGUGCAGUCUGUGGAGCCUGUGGACCAGAGGACCCGUGACGCCCUGCAGCGCAGUGUCCAGCUGGCCAUUGAGAUCACCACCAACUCCCAGGAGGCAGCUGCCAAGCACGAAGCUCAGAGACUAGAGCAAGAAGCCCGAGGCCGGCUUGAGAGGCAGAAGAUCCUGGACCAAUCAGAGGCCGAGAAAGCUCGCAGGGAGCUCCUGCAGCUCGAGGCUCUGAGCACGGCUGUGGAGAGCACUGGGACGGCCAAGGCGGAGGCAGAGUCCCGUGCGGAGGCUGCUCGGAUUGAGGGAGAAGGCUCCGUGCUGCAGGCCAAGCUGAAAGCGGAGGCCUUGGCCAUCGAGACAGAGGCUGAGCUCCAGCGGGUAAAGAAAGUGAGGGAGCUAGAGCUCGUCUAUGCCCGCGCGCAGCUGGAGCUGGAGGUGAGCAAGGCCCGGCAGCUGAGUGAGGUGGAAGUAAACAAAUUCAAGCAAAUGACAGAAGCCCUGGGCCCCAACACCAUCAGGGACCUUGCUACAGCCGGGCCAGAAAUGCAGGUCAAACUGCUUCAGAGCCUGGGCCUGAAAUCGACCCUUAUCACUGACGGCUCCACUCCCAUCAAUCUCUUCAGCACAGCCUUAGGUCUGCUGGGGAUGGGGUCCGAGGCCGAACCUCCAGUCAAGAAGGCGGCUGGUGAGCCCAGCCCCCAAGGCUUGCAUCAGCAGAGCCCACCUGCCCCUCACAUUCUCAGGGGCGUCCCUAUCAUGCCUUAA